Messenger RNA from Leptidea sinapis, 1664 nucleotides. It is a transcript of the gene Prim2, whose product is annotated as DNA primase large subunit. The record is from RefSeq and is a predicted model, not a curated record. The transcript is spliced from 2 exons. Gene Ontology annotation, biological process: DNA replication, synthesis of primer. Gene Ontology annotation, cellular component: alpha DNA polymerase:primase complex. Lineage: Eukaryota; Metazoa; Arthropoda; Insecta; Lepidoptera; Pieridae. The coding region runs from base 133 to 1611 and encodes 492 amino acids.
GCGCGAAUUCUAUGAGCGUUUUGUUGAGUGUUGACUUUUUACGAAUAGUAUGAUUACGAAUGGUAUCUGCUAAUUGCUGCGUUUCUGGUUGUAUGUCAAAAUCUUGACUAACGUUACCAAAAAUCUUCUAACAUGGAUUUUAAUAUCAGAAGGAAAUCCACUCGGACAGCUAUCAGCGGUGCGGAAACUUAUCCGCACGAUCUCCAAAUGUAUAAAGUACCACCAACUGAAAACAUAACAUUGCAAGAAUUUGAGAAUUUAGCGUUGGAAAGAUUAACUUUGUUACGAACUUUAGCUACAGCUACAACAUUAAAAGGAUUGCGUUUAUAUUCAGAUGAAUUUACAGAUUUUAUUUUGAGUGAACUCAAAAAUAACGGUUUGAAAUAUUAUGUUAAACUUUGUGAAAAGUCAGGUUGUGGAAGUCUUGAAACAGAUUUACAAGCCAGGCGGAAAGAUCAUAUAGCUCAUUUUAUACUCCGAUUAGCCUAUUGCAGGACCGAAGACUUACGAAGAUGGUUUAUUACUAGAGAACUUGAAUUGUUCCGAAUGAGAUUCAUAACAAUGAAAGCCGAGGCAUUAGAUGCCUUCUUUAAAAUAAAUAACCUGUACUAUACGAAUAUUUCGGAUGAAGAGAAGAGUGAUAUUAUCAUCAAUUUAAGGGAAUCAACUCAACAUCAAAAUAUUGAACAUAUGAAAUUUUAUAAAGUUAAAUUUUAUGAAGUGUUAGAUUUAGUUAGAUCCAGAAAAGUGUUUAUUAAAGGUGGCUAUGCAUAUAUUCCUCAUAAAGAUUUUAUAUCUGUGUUAACAGCUCAAUACAGGACACACUUGAGGCAGAGCUUAGCAAUUGCAUCCCAACAUCUGAAAGAAAUUGAACAGGAUGAGAGGAUAGUCUGCCUAUUAAAGGGUCUUCACCAAUCUUAUUCAGGAAAUGACUACAGUGAUUCCAAAGUUGUUGUUCCCAUAGAGAGUCUAGACUCUCUUUCACUUAAAUCAUUCCCAUUAUGCAUGAGACAAUUGCAUGAGCAGUUACGAUUAGCUCACCAUUUAAAACAUGGAGGAAGACUCCAAUAUGGCUUAUUUUUGAAAGGUAUUGGGGUAACACUGGAAGAUUCAUUAAGAUUUUGGAGAGAAGAGUUUACUAAAAUAAUGGAAAUAGAUAAAUUUGAGAAGCAAUAUGCUUAUAAUGUGAGGUAUAAUUAUGGUAAAGAGGGCAGCAAAAAGAACUAUUCCCCUUUUAACUGUUUAAAAAUUAUUAAUAAUAAUGUUGGGCCUGGAGAAUGCCAUGGUUGUCCAUUUAGACACAGUGACUCCAGUAACUUGAAGAACAAACUUAAAGGAUAUGGUUUUGAACCACAAGGUAUAAGUGAUGUUGUUGAUAUGGCAAAGAAAGGCCAUUACCAAAUAGCAUGUAGUAAAUAUUUUGACUUGGUGCAUGGCACAAGUAUUGGCUUGGGCAUUAAUCACCCUAAUCAAUUUUAUGAAGAGAGUCAAAAACUACAGAAAGGUGAUAUUAAAAUUGAGCCCAAAAAGGAAGUGAAAAAUCACAGUACAAAAGUUGAACAGACUGACUUAGAAGACAUUGAUUUUGAUGAAAACUUAAUAAAAAUCUGAUUGUUAUUAUUUAAGUUUAAUGAAUAUACAUAUUUUCUAUAUUUAUAAUCUUA